Molecule: messenger RNA, 444 nt
Organism: Mycosarcoma maydis (corn smut)
Lineage: Eukaryota; Fungi; Basidiomycota; Ustilaginomycetes; Ustilaginales
Product: putative E2 ubiquitin-conjugating protein
Exons: 1
Coding region: 1-444 (147 amino acids)
Biological process (GO): ubiquitin-dependent protein catabolic process; protein polyubiquitination
Cellular component (GO): nucleus
Molecular function (GO): ubiquitin conjugating enzyme activity
Source: RefSeq, a predicted model, not a curated record
AUGGCUACGAAGAGAAUCAACAAGGAGCUCGUCGACCUCGGUCGCGAUCCUCCUUCGUCCUGCAGCGCUGGCCCCACCGGUGACAACAUGUUCCAAUGGCAAGCAACGAUCAUGGGACCCGGCGACUCUCCUUACGCCGGCGGUGUCUUUUUCCUCUCAAUCACUUUCCCCACUGACUACCCCUUCAAGCCUCCCAAGGUUUCUUUUUCCACCAAGAUCUACCAUCCGAACAUCAACAGCAACGGCAGCAUCUGUCUCGACAUUCUCAGAGACCAGUGGAGUCCAGCGCUGACCAUCUCCAAGGUGUUGCUCUCGAUCUGUUCGAUGCUCACUGACCCAAAUCCUGAUGAUCCGCUUGUUCCCGAGAUCGCCAACUUGUACAAGACGGACCGUCAGCGUUACGAGAGUACUGCCCGUGAAUGGACCAGAAAGUACGCCAUGUAA